UUAAAGCGUGCUUUCACGUGCUAUAAGUACAGCUCGCGUUCCUUGCAAUGGCAGUUCAGCUCAACCUUUCAACCAGGAUGAAGUGGCUUUUCCUCGGGGCAAUCGUGGCCGGGGUCCUCGGGAUCUCCCACGCCCGAAGCGAUGACGACGCGCGUGUGGUGGCAGCCUACACCACCCGGACUGCCAUCACCCUCACCACCCUCACCACAACAGUGCCGUUCACGUGCGCCAACUACUUCGGCACAAACGUGUGUCAGAAGCGCAGGUACCGCCGCUUCACCAACAUCGAGAAGGACCUGACCACUGGAGAUGAUUUCGACCCGCUCCUGGGGGCCUCCCAGAACGCCGCCCCCGACAGUCUGGACGACCAGGAGGACGCCCGCCUCAAGCGCGAGAUCGCCGACGCCUCCCGAGACCCCCGCAUCGCCCUCACCGUCUGGUCGACCACCUCCUCCACCUUCACCUACACCUCCGAGAGCACCAACGCCUCCACCACCUUCUCCCUCUCGUACUACUGCACGGCCGUCGGCGCCAGCUUCCCCCCCUCCUGCAACGGAUUGAACUACGGGGCAAUGCAAGUCUUCUCCCAACUUCUCACAGCCAGAAUGAAGUGCCUGUUAAUGGUGACAAUCCUAGCCGGGAUCCUUGUGACCUCCCACGCCCGCAACAACGACGACGCGCGUGCCGUCAUUGCCUUCAGCACCCGGACCGUAGUUAUCCUCACCACCUCAGUAACCACCGUUCCUGUGACGUGCGCUCUCUUCCCCGGGGAGGCCAACUGUCAGAAGCGGCGCGUUCGCAGGAUCGCCACGAUUCGGAACAUGGACAUUACGGCCGGCGACGAGACCGACCCGUUUCUCCACAGCGCCUUCGACAUCUCUCCGGUCAGUGAGGUCGACCUCGAGGACGAUCGGGGGCUUCGCGCUCUCGCCCUCACCGUCUGGUCGACCACCUCCUCCACCUACACCUACACCUCCAAGAGCACGGACACCGCCACCACCUUCUCCCUCUCGUACUUCUGCACCGUCAUCGGCUUCAACUUCCCUCCGGCUUGCUGAGAGAUAGAGAAAGUCACUGGGAAGGGAUUGUGUCGCGGGAAGAGAGAAGGGAGGGUGUAUAUAAAUAUUUUCUUUUCUUUCUUUCUCUCGCUCUCUUAUUCUUCCUUUUUUUUCUUCUUCUUUUUUUUAGU
Penaeus monodon (black tiger shrimp) is the source of this 1189-nucleotide messenger RNA. RefSeq lists its product as uncharacterized. Bases 48 to 1058 code for a protein of 336 amino acids. The transcript is spliced from 8 exons. NCBI's taxonomy places the organism in Eukaryota, Metazoa, Arthropoda, Malacostraca, Decapoda, Penaeidae. The record is from RefSeq and is a predicted model, not a curated record.